AUCAGAAAAAUAAAUAAACGGUACGUGGUAGCUCGCAGAACAAACCGAACGGAAGCCAUAGAAGAAGUCUAAUUAUGAAUUUAGCCGGUGGUGGUGAACAAAUUAUUCAAAAUUAGUUAUGAAAAUAAUUAUUUUGCUAACAUUACUCAUCCAGGGUUUGCUAGCCCUCGAUUCAGAAGGCCAGUGCUCAGCAAACAGAGCAGAAUGCACUUCUAAGUCAUCGCCAUAUCAGAAAGACGCAAAUUCCAUUCUAAGCCAGAUUAAAGCUGCGAACAAGACCUAUACGCCAUGUCCAAAGGAGAAAGACGAUGGGUGUUCCUGCCACACGAGUGUAAUUGAACGGGAUCUAGCUCCCUUUAAUCCAACGGGAAUAACCAAGGAAGCUAUCGAAUCUGUGCUCUCGUAUGGAACCAAGUACCAAAUUGUUGAUCAUACACUUUACCGCCAGAAAGCAUGUAUGUUCCCAUCGAGGUGCUCGGGAAUUGAGCAUUUUAUAAAACCACUCCUCAAAGAGCUGCCCAACAUGGAGAUGGUGGUUAAUUGUCGAGAUUGGCCUCAAAUUAUGCGAGAUCGUGGCCCGAAGGGGCCCGUAUUGUCUUUCUCAAAAACCGCCGACUACCUGGACAUCAUGUACCCAGCCUGGUCUUUCUGGGAAGGUGGCCCGGCGAUUGCUCUUCACCCCACAGGUAUUGGCCGCUGGGACAAAUAUCGUAAUUCAAUUUCCAUGGCUGGUAAAAAAUGGCCUUGGGAGGACAAAAUCGGAAAGGGAUUCUUCCGUGGCUCGAGAACAUCCGACGAACGAGAUUCAUUAGUUCUUCUUUCGAGGAAAAAUCUAGACCUCGUCGAUGCUCAAUACACCAAAAACCAAGCUUGGAAAUCCCCCAAAGACACUCUUAACGCCGAACCGGCUUCAGAAGUGACCUUCGAAGAUCAUUGCCAGUACAAGUAUUUAUUUAACUUCCGUGGUGUGGCAGCCAGUUUCAGAUUCAAGCAUCUGUUUCUUUGCAAAUCAUUGGUGUUUCAUGUGGGAAGUGAAUGGAAUGAGUUCUUUUAUUUUGCAAUGAAACCUUGGGUACAUUAUGUUCCCAUUAAGUCCUAUCCCACCGAACAGGAACUCGAAAGUAUUUUGUUGUUCUUUAAGGAGCACGAUGACAUAGCCAAAGAAAUUGCACAGAAUGGAUACAAAUUUAUUUGGAAACAUCUCAAGCUUUCGGAUGUUCAGUGCUAUUGGCGAAAAUUGUUGACUGAUUAUGGAAAAUUGAUGCGUUAUGAUGUGGAAGUGGACAAGAAUCUCAAGAAAAUUGCUUAAAUUUAGAACAAAUCAGACAUUCCUUUGAAAUGAUAGUAGCCUUUUAGUAUACAACUUAAUUUAAGACUUUUUACAUGUUGAAAUAUAUUUAAAACUUGAUACAUUCCAAAAGAAAAAUUAAA
Eupeodes corollae is the source of this 1431-nucleotide messenger RNA. Its product is annotated as O-glucosyltransferase rumi homolog. Gene Ontology annotation, cellular component: endomembrane system. Lineage: Eukaryota; Metazoa; Arthropoda; Insecta; Diptera; Syrphidae. The transcript is spliced from 2 exons. The record is from RefSeq and is a predicted model, not a curated record. Bases 119 to 1309 code for a protein of 396 amino acids. Gene Ontology annotation, biological process: protein O-linked glycosylation; positive regulation of Notch signaling pathway. Gene Ontology annotation, molecular function: UDP-xylosyltransferase activity; UDP-glucosyltransferase activity.